AGCAAUCCCUGUUUCCCGCUUCCAAGAACAAGAAACCCACAAGCCCUAAUGCCAUUGCCACCACCUCGAAUCUCAAAAUCUCGCCGCCCUUCUCCCUCUCCGAUCUCAUCCGACAUGCCGACGGCGAAUGGAGACCAUUUAAUGGCGGAGCUACAUCCUUCUUCUCCCUCUCCGACCGCGUCCGACAUGCCGAUGGCGAACGGAAACCAUUUCAUGGCGGAGCUGCCGGCUCCGGUGAACAAGGAUGUCGACUUUGCGAAGUACUUCUGCACCUACGCGUACCUCUAUUACCAGAAGGUGAUGCUCUCCGACCGUGUUCGCAUGGAGGCCUACUACAACGCCGUGUUCAAGAACUCUUAUCACUUCCGCAAUAAGGUUGUUUUGGACGUUGGUACUGGGACUGGAAUUCUUGCAAUAUGGUGUGCUCAAGCUGGAGCGAAGAAGGUUUAUGCUGUUGAAGCUACGAAGAUGUCGGACCAUGCCCGUGACCUUGUUAAAGCUAACAAUGUCUACGAUGUAGUUGAGGUGAUUGAGGGAUCCAUGGAGGAUGUUCUUUUGCCCGAGAAAGUUGAUGUUAUAAUAUCAGAAUGGAUGGGAUACUUUCUUCUUCGCGAGUCAAUGUUUGACUCUGUUAUUUGUGCAAGAGAUCGGUGGCUUAAGCCAGAUGGAGUAAUGUAUCCUAGUCAUGCUCGCAUGUGGAUUGGGCCUAUAAGAUCCGACUUAUGUGAACAAAAAUGGAAUGAGUUUGCAAAUGCAAUGAGUGACUGGAAUUGCUUUGCCAAUAAUAUGGAAAGCCAGUAUGGUGUUAAUAUGAAUGUUCUAACAAGGCCUUACCUGGAAGAAAAUGAGAAAUACUAUCUGAAGACGUCAUUGUGGAACAACAUUAAUCCCAGUCAAGUCAUUGGGACUCCUGAUGUUAUCAAGGAGAUUGACUGCUUGACAGUUACUGUAGAUGAAAUCCGUGAGCUUCAUGUAAAGUUUUCAUUAAGAAUCAAACAAGACAAGACAAAACUCUCUGGAUUCGCUGGGUGGUUUGAUGUUCGUUUUCGGGGUAGCACUCAGAACCCAGCAAAAAAUGAAGUUGUGUUAACUACUGCUCCUAGCUUAGUCAAUCAGACACAUUGGGGCCAACAGGCAUUCCUACUACAUCCUUCAGUAAGAGUCAAUGAAGGGGAUGAACUGGCAGUCUCUUUCUCAAUGGUUCGUUCCAAGCACAACCACAGGCUGAUGGAUGUGGAGUUCACUUUUGAAUUGCAGCAGUCAUCUGGGCAGAGACAUUUGCCUGUCUUCUCCAAGUUCUAUAUUGAAUGAAGAUUUAAUAAGUCAGGGGGAGUGUAACCUUUUCGUGAAAACAUCAUAAAGCUACCAAUACAUGCAUUGAUCAUGCACAAGCCAAUGUUUGAGAUGGCUUUUACAAACAUGGAAAGAAAACAUUUAGCAUACCUCACCAAUCCUUGAUGCAGGGCUUCUUUCUAGUUUGAACCAUGCAAAUCACUUUUAAUCAAAUUGUGGCUGAUGAUAACUUUCCUUGUAUUUGACAGACAAUUCAUGCAUUUCAAACUGUGCACCUACACUGAAAUCGAAUUUCACUA
Messenger RNA from Dioscorea cayenensis subsp. rotundata (Guinea yam), 1592 nucleotides. RefSeq names its product protein arginine N-methyltransferase PRMT10-like. The transcript has 8 exons. The coding region runs from base 49 to 1311 and encodes 420 amino acids. Gene Ontology annotation, biological process: peptidyl-arginine methylation. Gene Ontology annotation, cellular component: nucleus. Gene Ontology annotation, molecular function: protein-arginine N-methyltransferase activity. The record is from RefSeq and is a predicted model, not a curated record. NCBI's taxonomy places the organism in Eukaryota, Viridiplantae, Streptophyta, Magnoliopsida, Dioscoreales, Dioscoreaceae.